Messenger RNA from Mycosarcoma maydis (corn smut), 3408 nucleotides. RefSeq lists its product as uncharacterized. Gene Ontology annotation, biological process: protein stabilization; telomere maintenance via telomerase. Gene Ontology annotation, cellular component: cytosol. The transcript has a single exon. Gene Ontology annotation, molecular function: telomeric repeat DNA binding; Hsp90 protein binding. The record is from RefSeq and is a predicted model, not a curated record. The coding region runs from base 1 to 3408 and encodes 1135 amino acids. Lineage: Eukaryota; Fungi; Basidiomycota; Ustilaginomycetes; Ustilaginales.
AUGAAUUCAGAGGGGUACUCAGAGACAGAUCGACGGCAGCAGAGGCGCGAGUUUCGAGCGGUGGUGGAGGGGAAGAAACGAUUUGCGUCGAGUCAAGAUGUGCUGGGCAUGUUCGUUGGUGCUUUGAGCGGGGUGUUUGGGCAGGAUGUGCUUCCAUCGACGCUUCAACCAUUCGCACCGUGUUCGACAAGCUCAUCGUCUUGUGGUGCCAAUGUAGACGUGCUGCUGAUCGAAAGCGUACAGGAGGCACUACUGUGUCGAAUCGUCGUGGACUGGGUUGACGCGAUCGAUGCGACGCAACUGGACGAUCUUGUGGAUCUCUGCAUAUUCGGUCCUCCCGCACUUACGCAGCAAGGUCUCGUGCAGCAAUGUGCUCUACGAACACUUUCUCGACUCCUCUCAUCUGCCAACAACCAUCCUUCAACCAGCGAGCGACUAGUGUCACUGUGCACGCGUGCGCUGACGCGUCUCUCACUCAAAUCGCUCAUCGCCGCAGCGAAAUCACACCCGAACCCGGCAAGAUCCGACGUGGUGUGGUCCGAGACACUCCGCCUGGUCACCUCGAUUCCCGAACGACUGGCUAACGCCACCAAGGGAACCUCAGCACUAACGAGCCACAUGUGGCUGCAUCACGUAAUGGUACGAGGUUUAGUACAUUGCCUCAGCCUCGACAACGCCGACCUGACGCGGCUCAGAGAUGUACUUGUGCGGCUCGAUCGGUUGGGCUACCUCGCUCGAGCGAUCGAUGAACAAGAGUGCGGCUUUUGGCUGGCGUUCUUGCGCUCCAGCAUAGAGCAUCGAGAAGCGACACCAAAGUGGGCCGGCUUAAGGCAGGGAGUGCACAGAGAUCUGAGAGUCAAGUUGGACUUGCGGUUAGUCGAGACGCUGCAGUGGUUGGUAGCAAAGAAAGAGAACGGUGUCGUCGAGCUCGUGACAAUGCACGAGAGGCGGAGCAAGGGAAGCGAGGGCACGAUGUUCUUGGGUAAACGAUCACAGGAGACGGUCGCUGCGAUAGCACAUAUCUUGGUAGUUCUCCUCGGCCAACCUGCCGACUCCGAGGUGGAGAGCGCAUCCGACUCUGGACUUGGUACAGACGAAGACGAGGAUGACGAUGACCAUUUCGAUUCACGUGUGGUCUCCACAUUUUGCAGAAUCGCACUAUCGCCCAUUGACCAAUCUCCGCUCCUCGCCUGGAGCUGGUGCCGCUACCUCUGGCGUUGUACCCCAGCAUCACUGCUCCACUGUCUCGAAAUGACGCUAUCAGUAUGGGCCGACAGCACGAGAGUCCAACGAUCCACGAUGCAGCAACAGGCGUUCCUGUCGACGCUCAUCGUAUGUCUACUCUCAUGCAUAACUUGGUGCGCUUCCUCGGAGCACGCCGACGACGAGACCGCAACAAAGCUCUUUGCGAUCGCCCGAUCAGGCUCGGUACUCAACGGUGUCUCGAUUCACCUCGAACACUCGGAUCCGGCCAUGCGCAGGUCGGGCAUGCUGAUAGCCGAAGUGCUGAGUGCCAAGACGAUCUCAGUGGGCGGCAAAUCGUUGAAUUUCGGCAGCGGCAUUUGGAACGGUAGUGGUGGAUGGAGGGAGGAGGCGAGAGUGUUGAGAGCGUUGAGCGAUGCGUGGAUCGUGCACGAGCGUGCAAUCGAGGUGAUUGAAGGUGCAUGGAAGGGCGAUGAUUCUAGUCAAGCGUUACAGGUGGUUGGGGUUGGAACGAAGGAGGCGGAUGAGGACAAGGUGGUAGUACAGAAAGCCAAGCAAGGCAAGCAAGUCGCGAUGAUGUGGACAAAGUCGAAGCCGACAACGCGAAGGUUGCCUGAGCGGGUUGGGGCGCCGUCUCGUAGCGGCACAGGGAAAGGGGUCACUGUGCGACCGUUAAUCACGAUGAUCGGCAGCGAUGACGACGACGAUGGGCUCAUCAAUGCGGAUCAAGGGCUACGGGACACGACGCAGACAAGCACUCGGGUGCCACUUCUCAAGAUGUUCUCUUCAUCACAGAGCACUCGAACCGACAUGGCUAGCGGCUGCAACAGCUCCACUGACGACUCGGAUAGCGAUGCUGCAUCCGGUGAUUCUGACUCGCACUCGAUCCACCGCAUCGCGGCGUCGCUCAGCGGGCUCUCGACUAACGAGGCGUCUUCGGUUCUCAACUCGCAAUCUGCGCAUUCACGCCAAGCUCGGCGGUCCGAACGACAAUCCGAUGCGGCCGACUUGACGCAUGAUCCGGAAUCUCACGCCGCGCAAUUCACCUCCAAGAUUCCGAUCCCCGUGUACGUCUCGCAACUCUCGCCGCUUCUGCGCUCAUCCACGCGCGCGCAGAUCCGACUUGCGCUGCACCAUGCUGCAGCGCUCAUCCGUCGCAAGUCGCACACGCACGUGUUCGGCGCCGAGGUGCGCGAAAACGCGAUCGAUCUAACGCUGAGCCUGGUGAGCCUGCACGACAACUUCGGCAUCCGCGGUUUCGAGGCGAUGAGGAGACAAGCGCUGGUGGAGCUGGCUACGGCAGAUGCGCAAGUGGUGGUGACGGUAUUGGUAGAGCAGUGUGUGGGUGCACAGUACAGCGAUGUGCAGCGCACGGCAAUGUGGGCGGCCAUCGCGCAGAGUGCGGUGCGCUUAGCAGGCGGCCAGAACGACGUAUGUGGAGAACAGAUUCAUGUGAGCGCAGACAAGGUGGUGGCGUCAGUGAUCGACAGGGCGAGGCAGGUGGGCGAACAGAGUGUCCCACAAUUGCGACGCGAGAAGCAACUUUCCGUCACCCCGUCGAGCAGCGCGACCAAGUGGGUGCAACCGUUGGAUUUGCAGAAUGCGGUCACUUUGCGCAGCGCUGCCGAGGACAGCAAGCAAGAAUGGACACGUCUCGCCGGACCUACCUACUUGUUCCCCCUGCUGAACCGUCUUGUUGCGUACCAAACAUACCAUAGCUCGCUCUCCACCACCAGCUACCGCGGAGCAGGUACAUGCUCGCUAUUCAACACCACCACCUACUCGCUUCUGCUAGACACGCUCACCCUGCUCGUCUCGCUCUCUCCCACCCACGUCGUCGUCCAAGCGACGCCGCUCCUGCUCGAGCUGCUCUCUUCUCUCACACACGAUACCGGCUCGGUCCAAACCGCUUCGGCGCUCGCUCUCCUCGCUACCACACUCGACCGAUCGCUCGAGUCGUCUGACGCGGACCGCUCGUUCCUGCAAGACCAACCCAGCAUGCACAGCUUGAGACGCUUGUUGGAGCAUGCACACGCCGUGUUUGCGUCGCAGAAUCGUGCAAGUGCAAUGCAUCCCGCCACUGCCAACGCCGGACUACAUUCAAGCAUCGUCGCAAGGGCAGCAGCCGUAUUGCUGCUGAUCGAUCGAUUCGACAGCCGGAGACACGACGAGCUGAGACGCUUGAUCGGCUUUGCACCUGCUUGA